UCUCACACAUACACCAUCAUACUCUCACACAUACACUAUCACACUCUCACACAUACACCAUCAUACUCUCAUAAAAACACUAUCAUACUCUCUUAAAAACACUAUCAUACUCUCACACAUACACCAUCAUACUCUCACACAUACACUAUCAUACUCUCACACAUACACCAUCAUACUCUCACACAUACACUAUCAUACUCUCACACAUACACCAUCAUACUCUCACACAUACACUAUCAUACUCUCACACAUACACCAUCAUACUCUCUUAAAAACACAAUCAUACUCAAUGAUGACAAUGAUUGUGUGUUUAAGAAGUUAUGAUGGUUUAUGUGAGAGGGAAUUGUACCAUGUGUGAAAGAGUAUAAUUGAACAGGAAGUUAGUUUGAUCAAACAGGAAGACAGUUUAAAUCCUCAUUCCUUGAUUGGCUUACAGCCCUAAAAAUAAAGCCUGGACCUUCUCAGAGUACUGCUAGCUAAACUGAAGCUACGUGGGAGCAUUCAAAUCAAGCAGCAGCACUUUCAAGGACAACUUUAUAGUUUUUUUAAGAACAGUAGCAAAGUAGUCAUGAUUUUUCCACUUAUUUACCUUCUUUUUCAAGUUCAGUUUUUGUUUGUGGGAGUAAAUGGUAAUGAGGAGGACAUUGCUAUUUUUUUCACUAAUACCAUGAGGUGUGUUCAGACCAUUGUAAGGGAAACAGACAGCCUGGGACAUGACAGCAUGAUUUUGGAACGAUUAUUCUGUGAGCUUAACGGAUAUGCACGGACAAUUUCUUUCUUUCUCUCAAUAAGCCAGCAGUUAGAAGGGGGUGACAUUCAAGGAAGCUUAGGUGCACUGGAGGCACUCUAUGCAUGUUUUUGUUCCAUCAUAAAUUCGUAUGAAAACUCAAGAUCUGUGGAAAUGAGACAAAGGGAUAUGUUUACUUCAAGAGCACCACCAACAAUCAGAACUGGUCAUCCUGGUCGCCCUCAGUACAAUAUAUUCCAUGAACAAAUUACCUACUGUUUGUCCCUUGGAAUGAGUUGGCAAAGGAUAGCUGUAUGUUUUGGAAUCAGCAGAAGGACAUUGUACAGGCACAGACAGCAACUUCAAAUUGGGCCACUGACUUACACAGCAAUGUCUGAUGAGGCCUUGACUGACAUUGUUAGUGCAAUCCUUCAAACCACCCCAAAUGCAGGAGAAAGGUAUGUGCUCGGAGGCCUCCGAUCACGCAACAUUAGAAUACAGCGUUGGAGAGUGAGACGUUGCCUGCAACAGCUUGACCCAGUUGGACGGGCCUUCCGCCGCCGCCGUGCAAUUCGCCGAAGAAUUUACAAUGUUCAGACUCCUAAUCAAUUAUGGCACAUCGAUGGAAACCAUAAGCUGGUGAGGUGGAGGUUGGUCUUUCAUGGAUGUGUUGACGGCUUUAGCCGGACCAUCAUAUACUUGCAGUGCCUCAGUAACAACAGGGCAUCAAGCGUACUGGAACUGUUUUGUACUGGUGUACAGAGCUUUGGCCUUCCCUUAAGAGUACGCUGUGACCAUGGCAUGGAGAACACAGCAGUUGCCCGGUAUAUGCUGGAGAGAAGGGGUUUAAACAGAGGCAGUGUCAUUACUGGACGCAGUGUCCACAAUCAGAGGAUUGAACGGUUGUGGGCAGAGCUAAACAGAGUUGUCUCAUUCCACUUCAGUAACCUCUUCACCUUCAUGGAAAAUGAGGGCAUACUGGAUUCUACAGAUGAACUCCAUCUGUUUUGUCUGCACUACAUCUACUUGCCAAGAGUUCAGAGGGCGGCUGCAGAAUUCCGAAAUCAGUGGAACAAUCAUGGAUUAUCCACACAAGGAGGACAAACACCUCUCCAACUGUGGCAGAGAGGGCAGCAGCAACUUAAGGCAGUUGAUGCAGGUGUUGCCAUUGGCAAACAGCAUCUGGAGCUGACAGGCUGA
Messenger RNA from Dunckerocampus dactyliophorus (ringed pipefish), 1927 nucleotides. RefSeq lists its product as uncharacterized. The coding region runs from base 569 to 1927 and encodes 452 amino acids. The record is from RefSeq and is a predicted model, not a curated record. The transcript has 3 exons. Lineage: Eukaryota; Metazoa; Chordata; Actinopteri; Syngnathiformes; Syngnathidae. Gene Ontology annotation, molecular function: nucleic acid binding. Gene Ontology annotation, biological process: DNA integration.